CCCUGCGCGCACGCGUCGGACUCGCGCCUCACGUACAUUGUCCUAUAACACGCUCCACGUAUAUCUAUAUACAUCGGCGGCGGCGGCGGCGACAGCAGAAGACUGCGCCGAGCUGCGAAACGGGAGAGCUCGCGCCUCGCAGUGGUCUACUGGUCUCGACGUAGGCACGGCAGUAGCAGCGGCGGCCGUCGUCGCGCCUCCUGGUGUUCACGGAAGCGGGAAAGGAAAAAAACAACACGGGCGCUGUGGACCAGAGUGUACUUAUAACGUAUACCCGUCUCGUAUAUUACACACGGCUUUAUAUACUUGGCUCUGCACGCACCCACGGGGAUGCUGGGGAUAAACUCUCGAGAUUUACGGCUUUUGGAAUAUAUCUCUCUGGCUGAUGCUGGCUCGAGACGAAUCACUGUUGGGGAUAAACAAUUGGGAGAGUAGAGUGCACCGAUAAGAAAGAGAAAAAGAGAGAGAGAUUUCAAAUCCAUAAAUUUCGAGUAUUCAUCUUGUGCUCCAAGUUGUUUGGCUGCUUUGGGAUAUUGCAAAGUGUGCUGCUUUUUAGAGUUCGGUCCAUGUUCUGCGAGGAAGAGUCCAGUGCUUGCUUCCCAGCAGCCAAGGAGCUGCAACUGGGCAAGCUGGGAUUCAUCUAGGACUUGGGCAGGCAACUGACUCCCCAUCGACAACUAGUGAACUUCAUGCUUCUGGAUUUUCCACCGCGUGCCAAUAGAAUCCUCCGGAGCAAUGGCAGGCACCAAGUCAGCGGAAAAUGCCGUCCAGACCAGGCCUGUGGAAAUAUCACAGCAGCUGCAGGAUGGCGAGAAGUUUGUCAAGUGGGACGAGGAUUCCGGGGUAGCAACACCGGUCACGUUGAAAGUGGACAAACAUGGUUUUUACCUGCACUGGAUAGAUCAGCACAACGAAAUGGAUAUGCUCGAUAUAGCUAUGAUUCGUGACACAAGAACCGGAAAAUUUGCUAAGAUACCCAAGGAUCCAAAAUUAAAAUCUUUUGUCACAAUGGGCUCUCAAGAUUCUUUAGAAGACAAGACUGUUACGAUCUGCCAUGGUUCAGACUUUGUGAACAUGACUUUCAUUAACUUCUGCACAACACGCGCGGAGAUUGCGCGACAUUGGACCGAUCAGAUUCUUCACUUGGCUUAUAAUCUCACUCAGCUUAAUACUAGCACAAUUAUGUUUCUGCAAAAAGCGCAUACAAAGCUUACAUUAUCAGCUGAUAAAUUUGGAAAUAUACCUGUCAAAAAUAUAAUAAAAAUGUUUACACAAAACAAAGAAGAUAAAAAGCGUGUUGAGAAAGCUUUAGAUAUCUCUGGCUAUGCAUCAGGAAAAAAUGAUUCCAUUUCUCUACAAAAGUUUCAAUUUGAAGACUUUUUCAACUUCUACAAAUCUCUAACACAGCGUUCCGAUGUCGAAAAAGUUUUUGAAGAAAUAGUUGGUAAUCCAAAAAGAAAAUUAAUGUCUGUUCCACAAUUUGUAGAGUUUUUGAACCAAACUCAAAGAGAUCCACGUCUGAACGAGAUAUUAUAUCCUUAUGCCAACUCUGCAAGAGCCAUGGAAAUCAUUAACCAGUAUGAACCAAAUAAACACAAUGCUCAAAAAGGACAGUUAAGUUUUGAUGGUUUUCUUCGAUAUCUUAUGAGUGAAGAUAAUCCUAUUGUUGCUGUAUCCAAGUUUGAAUUGUCUGAUGAUAUGGAUCAGCCGCUUGCUCACUAUUUUAUUAACUCUAGUCAUAAUACGUAUCUUACAGGCCAUCAACUAACUGGUAAGAGUUCUGUAGAAAUAUACCGACAAUGUUUGCUUGCUGGCUGUCGAUGUGUUGAACUUGACUUCUGGAAUGGCAAAUUUGAUGAACCUAUUAUAGUUCACGGGUAUACCUUUGUACCUGAAAUUUCGGCUCGGGACGUGAUUGAAGCGAUAGCUGAGAGUGCCUUUAAGACAUCGGAGUAUCCUGUGAUACUUAGCUUUGAAAAUCAUUGUAAUCCGAGACAGCAAGCCAAAAUUGCUCAGUACUGUAGAGAGUACUUUGGAGAAAUGCUUCUCGAUGCACCUCUUGAAUCUCACAAAUUGGAACCUGGUCAAGAAUUACCACCGCCAUCGUUAUUAAAAAGAAAAAUAAUUAUAAAAAACAAGAAAAAACAUCAUCAUCAUCACCAUCAUAAAAAGCAUCAAAAGAAGCAGCAAAUCCAAAUUGAAAAUAUAGAAGAAGGCACAGAACCUACAGAAGAAAAUGGCAGUGAAAGCCAAUCAACCAAAGGAGAAAAUGGCCCUCCCCCUGAUAUCAUACCCCAAGCUGAAGUAGCCGAUAGAGUGGCAGCAGGUAAUGCAAAUGGAGAACCUCAGAUAGGUAAUGGGGAAGUUCACCCACCUAUGCUGCAACAGAGACAGGGUAGUAAGGAUAGUACACAAGAUGAUGAUGAUGACGAAGAUGAAUCUAGCACUGAAGAAGAUGAGUCUAAUUUAGAAGUUGCUCCACCUUCUGAUAAGGAGCCUGCUGCCAAAGAAACAGAAGCUGGAGCUGAAAUUUCAGCACUCGUUAAUUACGUUCAACCCGUUCACUUUAGUAGUUUUGAAUCUGCAGAAAGAAAGAACCGAAAGUAUGAAAUGUCAUCUUUUGAUGAAAAGCAGGCUACAACUUUACUUAAGGAGCGACCACUGGAAUUUGUCAAUUAUAAUAAAAAUCAACUGUCGCGCGUUUAUCCAUCAGGCACACGUUUCGACUCGAGCAACUUUAUGCCUCAAGUCUUCUGGAAUGCGGGCUGUCAACUUGUUGCUCUAAACUAUCAAACUCUAGAUCUUGCUAUGCAACUAAAUUUGGGUAUUUUUGAGUACAAUAAACGUUGCGGAUACCUACUAAAACCUGAAUUUAUGCGCCGAAAGGAUCGGCGAUUAGAUCCUUUUGCAGAAUCAACAGUGGAUGGCAUUAUUGCUGGGAUGGUUCAUAUUCAUGUGAUAUCAGCUCAAUUUUUAACAGAUAAAAGAGUAGGAACAUAUGUGGAAGUUGAUAUGUAUGGUCUUCCAGCUGAUACUGUCAGAAAGAAGUUCAGAACGAAAAUAGUUCCAAAUAACGGUAUUAAUCCAGUAUAUGACGAGGAACCUUUUGUUUUCAAAAAGGUAGUUCUACCAGAGUUAGCCUCCAUUCGGAUAGCAGCUUACGAGGAAUCAGGAAAAAUGAUCGGCCACCGAGUUUUACCAGUUGUAGGUCUGUGUCCGGGUUAUCGUCAUGUUGCCUUGCGUACUGAGUGUGGACAGCCACUUCCAUUGGCCAGCCUCUUUUUACAUGUUAUCGUCAAGGACUACGUACCAGACGGGUUGAGCGAUUUUGCUGAGGCUCUCGCAAAUCCCAUUAAAUAUCAAAGCGCCAUCGAGAAAAGGGAGAAACAGCUGGCCGCACUCACGGAUGACUUGGAAGAGCCGCCUGAAGGCGACGCCGAGAUUAACGAAAAGGUUAAGGAAAAAGGUGGCAGUGGACCAAGUUCCUCUAAGCCAGCCGACGAAGCUGGCAAAUCGAAGAGGGUACAAUCGAUCGGGGAAUUGCCAGGAUUAGUGCCAAGUACAGGAAGUCCACAUUCAAGGCCGUCAAUAAGCGCAAUAAAUGCCUCCGAAUCCCAAGAGCUCGAGGAUGGAGUGGCGUCGCUGAUGGUCAAUCCUGCUGAUGCCUCCUCCAACAAAAGUCCACUCAAUGCAAGUUCGAGUUCCUUCUCCAUAGGCUCUGAAGAAAUAGUUGCCGAGUCACUGGACAAGCUGAUGGAAAAUAAAUUAGUAAAAGAGAAGAAAAUAGAGCUGGAAAAGAAAUUAGAUUCAUUAAGGAAAAAACAGGAGAAGGAGAAAGCUCGGGUGCAAAGUGCAAAGGGAUCUGUUGAUGGUGAGAAACAAAAAUCUAAAUUCUAUGUGAGCAACAAAUUAGUGAAACGUCUGUCCAGCAAAAAUAUCUUCACAAGUGAAGUAGGCCUUAGUAACUUGGCAAGAUCCGAAGCAACAGAAUCUGCCGAAGCAGACAAUCGUGAGGGCAAUGAUGGACCACCGAAAGGACUCCCAAGAAGCCAGAGUGAACGCUUGCUUGCCGUUUGCAAAGAACACGUCUUACAAGAGCGAGAAUUACAAGAGAAGUACCAUGAGAGUAUGUUUACUACGGUGGAUAAGGUCAUGAAAUCAUCUCAGUCUAGUCAGAUGAAAACACUUCAGGUCCUGUACGAACGUGAAACUGCUGACGUUAAGAGAAAGCUACAGUCGAUGAGACAUGACGAGGUUAAACAAUUGGCAAAGGUUCAUAAAGAUAAAGCUGAAUUUGACCGUAUGAAGAGGGAAGUGGCCAAGUCAACUGUCGAAAAAGGGGUUAACGAAUGUACAAGGCUGACUAAAAUGUAUGAGAAGAAAAGGAUGGAAUUAGAAAAGCAGCAUGAAGAUGUAAGGCACAAAUUCGAAGAAGAAAAAGCAAGGGUCAGAGCAGCUCUUCAAGCAGAGUAUGACAGUCGUUACAGUAAAUUUGAAAGUAGCGAGUUGGAAUUGUCGCCGACGGAAGCUGGUCCGGGUAUUCCUGAAUCGGCUAGUGAAAAUACUUACUAGCAGGAGGCUGGACGUUAUCGUUGGUUAAGAUGUUUCCAACGCAACAGACGUCAAUGAAAAAUUUAUUAAACGGUGAGAGUCCGUGUGAAAAUAAUGGAAUAAAUACCGCUGUGAAAGGUGACCUCUUUCAAGAAGCUCAUGGAGCUGAAGAGCGAUAUCACAGAAGAAAUUUGUGUCGCAGCGGCCGACGGGAAAAAGCUGCAUUUUUAGUAUAAUCAACAUUCCGAUUCCCCAUUGAAAUUGUUAUUCGACUGGGUGAAUUUCUAGGAAUAUCCCAAAGUUACUUGAUAAAUAGACAAAAUGUUUGUCAUCGCGUUUACAUCUUCACGAGUCAUAGAAGUGGUACACAAAGAUAAGGGCUAUAUGAGCUCGUGUACGCAUACAACACCACUUUUUAGAAACUGACUUGCAGUCACAGUAUUAAGUAAGGAUAAAUAAGCGCAAACUUUCUAAGACGAAGGCGAAUUUGUUUGGAUACGAUAGGAAGCGCGAGGAAGUGAGACUCAAAGAAAGAGCGAACAAGAAUGAGAAGUGAGAAAGAACACUAAAUAUAUUCACACUAUGGGCAUGUGAUUCUAAAUAAGCGUAAUCUUUUUAAAGUGUAACUAUUAACCUUGUUGUUAUAUACAUAAGGCGUUAUAUUCCCACUCAGCUAACAUUGAUAAAUAUUGCGUGCAAGUUUUCUUGAUAAUGGAAAAAAAAUAAAAAUAUUCGGGAAGUAUAUAAAAAUGGCCCGAGUAGAAUCUCACUGGCCUAGCGGAGAAUUGGGGUUUUUCAAAGUUUGGGUAAAAACGCGCCGCGUCACAUGCGCAAACAACCUUUUGUCCUAGUUUUCAGAUACUUUAGAGAGUAUGGAUACAUUUUCCUAAAGAAAGUAUGCUGUACUAUUUGAAAAAGAAUGAAAAAUAAUCGGCCAUCUGUAAAUUUGUAAAUUGAAUUAUCAUCGUCAAGGUUCAAAAUAAGGAAUAAAGAAAAUAGUGCGCCUCAAAUUUCCGCAACGUAAUUCUUCCAAAAUAUUUUUUUUUUAUCAUAAAAAGAUAAAAAAACUUUUGAUAUUCAUUAAAAAAAUAAUAAUAAUAAAUAAUUUAAACAAAAUUCCGAGAAGUUGAGCGAACACGGUAAAUAAAUAGGUCGAAACUGGCCACUUUUUUCGAGAAGACAAUCAAUAAUGUUACGUACGCAAAGGUUUAGACGACUGUAACAUUUUCCUCGUUAUUAUUAAUCAUACGACGUACGUAUGUAUAAUUCACACCUCUAUAUAACCUGCAUAAGCUAUAAAUAUAAACAAUAAGAAUAAUGGAGAUGAUAAUAAUAAUUAAUACAAAAAAUUACACAAUAGUCCUAAAAAUAUAAUGAUAAAAGCAGCACUAGAAUUUCAAGUUUCGUCGUCGCGAUUAUAAACAUUAAAAAAAAGAAAAAUACAACGCCAGUUAAGCUCAUCAUCCUAGUGACGACGCGAUUUAAAACACGCCAUUUAAUGUUUAAUAGUGUGACAUGAAUGCUACCAUCAAUAUUGUGCAGUUUAUACAGACGCGACGCGUUGUGAUAUUAAUGGAUCUCAAAGCAAUCAUAGGAUCGCUGUGUAAAAGUCUAAACUAAGUCGGUUGGCGAGAGGGAGAUAAACGAACGGUUGUAAAUGGUCGGGAUGAUUCUGAUAUUUAUUUAAGGCAGCUCGUAAACUCAAUUAUUAACUUAUUAGACUUUAAAGUUUUACACGUUAUAUUGAAAUCAGUAAAUUAUUUUUUGUACCGUUCUUUUAUAUAAUUAUAAGAAAUACAAAUCAUAUUGAUUUUUUAAUGCAUAAUUUGUUAAUUGAAUCGCAUUAACGUUGCACAAAUUUAUAUACUAUUGAUAUUUACUUUAUGUAAGAAAAUAUGAUAAAAAGUAAUUUAAAUGUAAAACUGUCAUGUUUGGUGAUUAACAAAAUUAUAUGGUUUAUUUUACGCGCAUGAAACCUUUCAUUCGUAAUAAAUUAAUAUUUUAUCCAUCAGUCCACUACAUGUCAAUUAUAUUUUUAUGAAAAUGAAAUGUAUGCAAUAAUUUUGUCUUUGACUUAUCUUGUGUUCAUCUGUUGUUACAUCACCUAUGUUCAUAUUAAAAGGGUGAUAUGAAUCACUGCAUAUGACAGUUAUCAAUUUAAAAUACGCAACUAUACUUGUUCCUAAAUUACUUUUUAUAAAUUGAGUCACAUGCACAUCUUUCGCAUAAAAAUUAUAGAAUUUUUUUAUCUAUUUUUAAGUUAGUUAGAAAGUGUGGUCCGUAAUGAACAUGCUGGAAUUUGUGAACUUCCUCCGCUACCAACUUUACUUUUUAUUGAGAAAGUCUUCUAUAGUUAUAUACAGUUCAUGAUCGAAGCGAAAUAAAAAUACGAGAUUUUAUAUAUGAAAAAGUACCAUGUGUAUAUUUGAUGUGACAUGCGCGCUUUCAAGCGACAUUCGGUAGAAUUUCUAGUUUAAAGUCAACUGAAUGAUAUCAGUCAAGGAGAUUAAACUCAUCACGCUCUCGUAUCUGCCGGUAUUCAAUAAUGCUAUAAGAAAGCCAUUAGAAUCUCCAGCGAGUUUUUUCUUAUUUUUGAUAUGUGAGUUUUUAAUGGUCUCUCAAGACUAAAUAAUAUUUUCUCGCAAGUAUUGUUCACUUAUUCGUUUGUUAUGUCGGUUGUUUCAAGGCGUUGCUUGGAGAUUUGAGAGCGUGUAAAAAUUUGGAAAAUACAAUGUGUGAAAUGCCAGGAAGAGAAAAAAUAUUUCGGUUCUUCCAGUUGCAAAUGGACUUGCAUACGUAAUCCAAAGGUUCAAUAUUUGGUUACCUCAUAGCUGCGGUUCCUUCUCUCUCUCUGGUAUUUAAAUCCAUGUAAAUAAAAUAUAGUGAUGAAGAUAUUAUUAAAUUAUAUAAAUAUUAUAUUCCGCGUUGAACUAUUAUGUGUUGUUGCUGUUGAUGUUAUUAAACGUAUAUAAGAAUAUAGAUGAUAAUAAUAUUCGUGUUUAUUGUAAUCUCUCGUAUGUAAGGUUCAUUAUGAUAGGGCUAACCGUAUAAAUUGAUUUGUCGGCGUUUAAUAUUGUAUAUAUACGUGCAUUCUGGCGCGUUAGAGUGAAAGUGUUGUCAGACAUAUUAUACGGCGGUUCGAAGUAGCUGAUCUCGAAUUAGCAUUUUAGAAUCAUUCUGUAGAUUUUAGCGUUGCAAUAUUUGCUUGCGUCGUGAAGUAAUUUCGAAAUUGUUACUGCUGCUUCACUUUGCGUAUUAAUGUGCUGUUUGACAGUGCAAUAAGUCAAGAUACUAGUCCUUUUGAUAGAAUAAAUACAUUGAAGAUGAUUUAUUAAUUUUUUGAAUAGAAUUAAUUUAUUGUCGCAUAACUUUAUUGGUUGUAUACGUAGUUUAAGCAUAUUUGUAAUAUUAAGAAAAUUUUUCGAGAAGCAACUUCGACCCGUGCAUUUUUUUAGUUAUAAUUUGUUUGAUUAGAUGGAAACAUACACGUAGAUUUUUUUCGGAUGAUUCCGGCUAAGCAAUGGUUUUGGUAUUCCAACCUUCGAUUUUGUAAUUGCAACAGAAAGCAUGAAACGUUUCGAUAUUUAACGAUAACUUUCAACUAUUUUAUUUGCGGAAGAUACAAUUUUUGCGUUAUAAUGGAUAUAUAUGUCGUUUCAUUAGUAUAUAUAAUUUUCUGAGCAAAUAUUGAAAUUUUAUGAAAAAGUUAUAAUUUUGCCUAAUACAAAUAUAUUGUGAAAAGAAACAGUAAAUCAGACAUAUUGGAAAUUCACCUAUUGAUGAUUCAGAUUAAUAGAGCUACUAAAAUCAUAUACGUAGACCUGGCCGAUUAUUUAUAGUGUCCUUGUUAUUGCAUUAAAAAGUAACCUCUUAUAGUUCGUUUCAUAAACAGAGUAAAAAGAAAAUGAACUUAAUCGAAUUUAUGGUUUUUACAGAUAUAUCUUAGCGUCCGAUUUUGCACUUAUUGAAAUUAUAUUUAUGUUUACAAUGUUAUCACAUAAUAUUAGACAUUACAAAAAACAGAUAUUUGCUAUGCUUGCGGAUAUUCAUUAAUUGUAACUAAGAAUAUAAAGUGAUAUACUUGAACCAAAUGUAUAUGAAAUAAAUCUGAGAUUCAGGAGUAUUAUUAUUAUUGUUAUUGAUGACAGAUUUCAUUUCAAGGUAUAGAAAAAUGUUCUUAAGUGUAAAAAAUACUAUGUACUCUCGUGUAUAAAUUGUAAGUAAUUCUUAUCACGUAAGCAUUGCAGAUACUUGGUGUCGGAUUAAAAUAACGGUAGUUAGACGUGCUUUUAUUGGCUUUUGUUCCAUUAUAUUACAAAAGUAACGCGAAUCGUAUAAGACUAUCAAAACGUUGCACCUUUCUGACUUUGAAUUUAGCUUUUUAAAGGCGCCUAUUAUAGUCUUCCUUGCGUAAUCAUAUAUGCCACGUAUGUAAUAUUUCGGUGUAACACGUAAUGUUAGUGUUCAUGCAGAUGUUUUUUUCAAAGCGUUGCUUUAAUAUUUACUUUGUUAUACAUUCUUGUUUUUUUGAAUCUCUUAUUGUUUUAUUUCUAUUGAUGAUUGUAAACAGAAGUUUGUAAAAUACCUUCUUUUUAAGGCGGCAUAAAUUGCUAAAAAAUAGUAUUUAUUGAUUAUGGAAACCAUAUAGAAAAUAUGGGAUUUCAAAUGUAAUAUUAGGUUUGUUCGCUAUCUUGUACUAGAUAAUUUUAUAAAUGGUAUAAUUUUUACUAUUUCUCAAAAGGAGUUUAAUUUUAAUUUGGUUAUCUUAUAUUAAUGGCUACUUGUGCAAUUUCAUAAAAAAGAAAUAUUUACUGUAGCUCCUUUUGAAAAUAUACCUUCUGCAUUCACUUGUUGUAAAACGAUUGUUAUUAUUAUUAAUAUUUGAUUUUUAUAUUUUAUAUCAUUCAAUUUUUAUAAUUACCUCCAAAGUUCCGACGUCGUGUUCGGCGAAAAUUAUAACUAUACAACAAUAAUUAUUAUUCUAAGUUGUGUUCAACUAUAUGCAAAUAAUAAUUGUGAUUCUGCUUUUUCCUAAGGUGUAAAAAGCACAAAGAUAAACUAAAAUGAAAAUAAGCAUGUUUUGCCUCUUAUAGCAUUGAUAGUUUUUUGCUUUCCUUAUUGCUUCCCUGUCAACAAUAAUUCAGUUUGCACAAUUAAAAAAUAUCCUUAAAUACAAUAUUCUUUAACAAACAUAAGGAAUGUUGCUUAUUUGUAAACUUGUUAGCUUUAUAAUGCAAUUAAGGAAUUUCCUUAUACGUUUUAUUAACGAUGCAUUCAAUACUUAUGGAUGUAUAAUAUAUCAAUAUAGCAUCAGCAUAUACAGCUAGCCAUUUUGUCGAUUUUUCAAUAACGUACUCGCAUACACAAAUACGCAUAUAUAAAUAAACACAUUUUUGAGGUAAAAAAUCUCCGUAUAGUAAUGCUGAUAUUAUGGGAAACUUUGUCGGUAUAUUCGUUAAAUAUAUGAACCCCGCGUAUAUAAUCAAGGUACACGCUUUUCGAGACAAAUCUUCCACAUUAUUAUUGUAUGCUAUAAUAUGAAACGCGUUAUUCUUAUUGAAAAAGUAAAAGAAGCACGCUUACGUAAAAUUGUCAAAGUACUUAAAAAUUACAAAUAUUCUAUGUAAAGCUUACUGUAAUAUACAUAUAUUCCCUAUCUAUUUAGGUAUAUAGCAUACAAAUAUAAUACAUAUAUUUAUUGAAUAAUGACAAGCCGUGAGUAAACGGUGACAUUAUUUCUUCUAUCUCUGGGAAUACCACUAUUCUGUUACUUUUUACUGCACUUGGAAAAAUUAAAAAGCCAAGAUAUACUUUGCUUGUUUUAUACCCAUAUUCUGUUAAGAAUUUCUAUAAAUAUUUUCAAAUAUUUCAUUGUAAUUGAUUUUUAUGCAAUAAUAAUCAUAACUUUUAUAGUACUAUAUCUUGAACUGUACGAUUAUGAAUUUGAUUGGAUUUUUUCGAAGGAAAAUUUAAAAUUUUUUUCUGAGUGCAGUAAUGCGCCAUUUUACUAUGAAAGUAUUUAUAAAUAAUAUAAUUCAAAUGAAUAAAUCAAAACACACAUAAAUUUAUAUAUGAGAGACACGAACAACCUUUCUAUAUAAUGCACGCGCCUUUCAGUCUGUAAUAAUUCUGUCGCACUUGCGUAUCUUAGAGUCCAUUACAUAAGUUUUAAUUUACCUCUACUUUUUAUGCUAAACUUUACUGUUAGAUCUCUUGACUUGUAUGUAAUAAUAUUGCGAUUCAUUUCGCGCGCGUACAUAGACAGAUAUACAGAUUAAUCUAAUUUCUGACUCCCCCUCAAGGUAUUUCGGCGUUAUUUAAACAUUGUGUAUGGGCUUAGCCGUGAAUUCACUUCUUUCUGAAAUUGUUUUGAUGAUAUAUGAAUCUGUAAAUAUGUAUGUCUUACAGAUUUUUUUUUUUUUUGCUAAAAAAAUGUCGAUUUGUAAUUAAAGCACGUUUUAGUAAAAUACAAUCAUGCUUUCACUUUACUCAAUCUUUUGUAACAAGUGCGACACGUUGAUGACCAUAAAGAAUGUCGAUGAUCAUAUUCUAUUUAAUGGACUGUUUUUAAUAAAUCACAAUGAUUGAUUCGUUGUAUAUAAAAUGAGGAUAUUUUUGAAAAUUAUUUUUAAACUACAAAAAGUUUGUGUCAAACUGAUAUCAAGAUAUCUUCUUCAAAUGUAAAUGACCUGGCCACUUUUAUGCAUCGCGAGAUGCCCAAUGAAAUUUAUCAAGUAUAAUAAUUAACAUUUUAACGUCUGUCUCUUCGAAAACUAGGAUAGUUUAAAUUUUUUACGAAGAAUAUAGCACAGCUCAAAACUCGCACGCUAAGCCAAGCACAAGUCAAUAUUUUUUGCAAGGAAUACCACAAGUUGCGCAUUUUCCACGACUAGCACAACUCAACUGCCCGUGACUAAUAAAAUGACAACUCAGAAUGCUCAAACGGAACUUAGCGCAUUUCCAAAUCCCUCCGUUUUAUAAGUUAACAUUUUCUAGCAAUCGGAAUAUUAUGUUUUUAACGGUCUAAAUUUAUCUAAAAAAUGAAAAAGGGAAUAACAAAAAAAGGAAUUAAAAGAUUGUUAAAAAUUUUCAAAAUUCUUAAUAAAAGAAAUUGAGUCUAAGUCUCGUUUUGGCAUUUUGGGUUCUGCUAGUCUUCGCGCCAAGUGCGCAAGUUUUGCUAUAAUUUUGCUGGAAAUUGUGAACUGUGCUAGUCUUUGUAAGGAGCGACGAUAAUAUUUAUAUCGCUGUAAAAGUUGUAAUUGAUUUAUAAAAAUUACGAGGUAUAUACCUGCAUUAAAUUUGUAAAAGUUCUUUUCUUAGACCGCAUGUUCAAUUGUUAGUAAUGUUAAUGGUUUUUACAUAAUGACCGCAAAAUCCAAAGACUUAUCAAAAAAGCUUCAUGUUAAGGGUAUACAAAAAUAUUAUAAGCCAAUUCAAAGAGAUUAAUGGUUAUUGGAUUAUGAAUGUGUUUAGCAAUCGAUGCAAUUUAAAUAGAUAUUAUGAGGUGAAAUAUAUAGAAGCAAAUAGGAAAAUAAAAUAAAAUACGAAUAAAGGUCACAGGGAAGACUGUUUGAAAGUUUCAACACGUAGGCAUCAAUAAACAAAGAAUACAAAGGCUUAAAAAAAAGAAUACAAAUAAAAAUGUCCACUUUAUCUAAAGACCCCUUUUCUGACUCACUUGUGCCUUGCCCUCGAUGAUCAUCCAUUGAAUGUUAUUCUAUUUCGCGCGGUAUACAAAAAUGGUCCUGUUCUUUUAUAGCAAACAAACUGUCUUUGAUGUUCGAUGUUGCUUUUAAUGUAAAAUUAAGAUCAGACAAUUGAAGACAUAGAUAACAUAAGUGUAAUAAUCUAUUAGCAAGUUUACGUAUUCUUAUGGAGAACUUAUCUGUAGUUAUAAUUGUGAAGAUAUCGCCCUCUCUUUUUGUUAUUGUUAUUAUUAUUAUGGUGUAAACACUUGUGAUCAUCAAAUAUUGUGUUAAAAGUCAUAUAGUCCUUGAACUGCACUGAGUUAGUGCCGAUUUUUGGGUUUAAGAAAAUGUUAAAAUGUUGCCACAGCAGACUGUAUGUUCCCCCCUUGCUUAUUUAGUUGGCUUUUAACAAAAAUUUGCUGCCUUGAACUUUGAACGAAAAAAAACACAAAAAUCUUUUAUUACGACUUUCAUUGCUUUUCUUGAAGUUGAGCCAACAAAGAGUUUAAUGUCAAUUAAUUAGUGUAUAUGUAAAUAUAUCAUUACUAAAGUUAAUUUUAGAAUUUAUUAGAUUUGACUAUCUCAACAUUUUUUAUCUUUGAAUGCAUUCAUUGCACGCGUAAAAUUGGUAUAGAUAAGGGCUGACAAAACACUAUUUUGCAUUAGUUUUGGGAGCGCGUUUAUUUCUAGACCGAUGAUACUUGAUAACGAUACAAGUAAGAUCUUCAACUUCGAUUUAACAAGAGGGUACAAUAUAAAUUACGUCUUGAUUUGAAUAGUUGGUAAAACAGAUGUACACAAUAAAAAACAGGAAUGAGCCCUAUUAUAUACACAACAUUAUUAUAGAAGAGGUGCGUGUAUAAUCAUACAACUUGCGUGUAAACUUGAAAAAAAAUGUAUCAGAAUAUACUGUAAAUAUCAAUUGUCCGGUUCCAAAUAUAUUACGAAGAAUAUUAGCAGAAUUGUAUUUAGAAAAGUUAAUAGAAAUAUGGCAAUGAAGGCAGUUAAUACACACAAAAUUAAUUAAUUUACAAUCGUGGAAGUGGAAAUAAAAUUGCUGUAUGUUAUGUCCGAAACCAUUUCUUAUUCGUUCAACAAAACUGAUAGAUGUGAAGAGAAGCUAAAUUUCUUUUAAACUUUAUGAGGAUGGACGUGACUUUCUUGUAUUGAAACUAAGCAUUUUGUAAAACCUUGUUACACUUAUUGUAAAAUUAUGUGUUGGUAAACGAAAGAAAAUAUUUUCCAUUGACUUUGUUGAAUUUUCCGCGAAAUAUAAUUAUAAGCGCUCGAUGCUGUUCGUGCGAAAAUGUAAUCGAUGUUAAAAAAAAACUGGAAAUGGAAUGGAAAAAGUGAAUCACCCGAUGAAACCCUACGUGAAAUAAUUAAGACAUUGUAAUACCCUGUGUGUAUUUUUAGGAUAUAGAUUUUAGCGAAUCAAUUGUUACCUGCUGAAUGUAAAAAGUGGUCCGUGAUUACAAUGGAAAUUCGUAAAAUAAUGGCAUACUGUAAGUGGUUGUACCGCAAUGUAAGAUCAAGGAGAUUAGAUAAUAAAGUAAAAAUCCAUGUUAAUCUUAAAUAACUU
Nasonia vitripennis (jewel wasp) is the source of this 13821-nucleotide messenger RNA. RefSeq names its product 1-phosphatidylinositol 4,5-bisphosphate phosphodiesterase classes I and II (gene Plc21C). The transcript is spliced from 19 exons. Gene Ontology annotation, molecular function: calcium ion binding; phosphatidylinositol-4,5-bisphosphate phospholipase C activity. Gene Ontology annotation, biological process: phosphatidylinositol-mediated signaling; lipid catabolic process. The record is from RefSeq and is a predicted model, not a curated record. NCBI's taxonomy places the organism in Eukaryota, Metazoa, Arthropoda, Insecta, Hymenoptera, Pteromalidae. The coding region runs from base 736 to 4572 and encodes 1278 amino acids.